Portunus trituberculatus (swimming crab) is the source of this 6496-nucleotide messenger RNA. RefSeq lists its product as uncharacterized. The record is from RefSeq and is a predicted model, not a curated record. The transcript is spliced from 14 exons. Lineage: Eukaryota; Metazoa; Arthropoda; Malacostraca; Decapoda; Portunidae. Bases 111 to 6431 code for a protein of 2106 amino acids.
UGUCAACUUGUCAAGAUGGCGCCAAAACCUUAACACGCAGCGCUACACCCGAUAUUUCCUUCCCGAUAUUUCCUUCACAAUUUCGAAGAUUUCCCGGACAAUUCAACCUAAUGGCGGGUGGACAGAUGAAGAAGAAGAAGAACCAGGGGACUAGCAACACCGCAGAACACACCCAGGGAAUCCAGUACACUCUGCUUUCACUCCUCACCCAGUGGUAUGAGCCAAGUGACCCGUGUGUGGCCAGCAGGAAGGUCUUGAAGGUCAUUAGAGACAAGCAGGUGCUCCCCAAGUGGUCACCUGAAGGAGGGAAAUUAUUGCUGGAACAUGUCAGUCAGGCUGUUAAGGAAAGAUCACCCAGCAUUCUCAGUCUAUUGGAGCUGCUACAGGAGUAUGCCAGGUCACAGCAGCAGCAGCAGCAGCAGCAGCAGCAGGAGGAGGAAGUGCCAAGUCCAGUCAGCUGUGCCGUGAAGGGAUAUGCUCGUCUUUGUCUCUUCAUGACUGGGGACGAUGGCGGUGGUGGUGGUAGUGGAAGGUUCAACGAUAUGGAGUUUGUGGAAGGGUUAACGCUGUUCUUUAAGAUGCUGCUGGAGUGCUGGAAGGGAGCUGUGUUGAGGCAGGGGUUCUUGGUGGUAAGGAGUCAGCUGAGUGUGGUGGUGGACAGCAGACAAGGCAGUUUCCAGCGCCGCAAUGUUCUCAAGGACCUUAACGACCUGCUGCUCCAAAUGAACUCUGCUAGUCGCUAUGUGUUGAGGCAGAAGUGUAAUGCUUUGUUCAUGAUGGUGCCACAGCUGCUGGAGGAGGUGGGAGAGUAUGACAUGCAGGCCAGCUUGGUGGAACUCAUGUACAGAAUGACCUCUUUGGCGGACAGGACUCGCAACAUUGCCCUCUGGUUCCCCCAUCUUGACUGCACCAUUCAGAGCCUCUUCCUCACCAUCACCGAGUUUGACCCUCACUGCCGUCGCUUCCUCAACGCAUACAACGCAUCACUGGGGAGCGCCUGCAAGGUGUACACAUUACCCUGCCACAAGGCGCACAUCGGCAAGCUCAGGCUGUACAAACCCCAGAACCCAAGCUAUCCAAUGUUCUGGGUGGACUUCAACUUUGGCUUCCUGUCUGUUGUGGUCACCUGCCAAGUGGAGGGUGCGACGGCAGUGAAUGACAUGUGGGAGUGCCUGUUCCUGUACCCAGACCAGGUGCAGCUAGCCACUCUGACCUGCCACAUGCACACCUACACACUGGAGAUGAAGUAUGGCAGUGUAGAGGAAGUGAGGGACCUGUUCUCCAUGCCACUGAACGAGGAGAGUUAUGCUUUGCUGUCCAGUGUGGUGUUCCUUGAGUUCUCACCACUGGAGAUGCUGGAGAAACUGUGCUACCAUAUCUUUGGAAGCAAGCUGAAGGUGCUUCACUUAGAGCCAGAGGGAUGUAAGGCAAAGAAGCACAGCAAGGGACAAGAUGGCAUGACUUCCACCUCCUCCUGCACCCAUCCCAAGAGUUCCGGAGCUUUCACUGAUGUGGAAAUACAUCUUGACACACCCACCACCCCUGGAUUUGAUGGACCAAAUGGGCUAUUCGCUCCACCCUUGAGCUCCACGCAGUCCACAGUGACCACCUCCCACAAGAGCAAGAAGACCUCUGCCGUGUCCUUGGAUUGUGAAGGGGAUGUGGAGGAUGUGGAGUCUAGUCUUGUCAUUGCAGGACCCAGCAAGCCACACAAACCAGCAGGCCCCAGAAAGCCACACAAACCCACAUCAUCUACUAAACAACGAAAAGUAUCUGAAGUUUUGCUCGAUCCAGAACUAAACAGCCUUGAUGAGGUGAGUGGGAGGACGGCAACCACCACCACCACCACCACCACCACCAGGGACAAGAAGAAGAAAGGAAAGACAGGGGUGGUGAGGUGCAACACAGACACUUCCCACUCACCACAUUGCUACAAACCACUUCAUUUCACAUCGCCGCGUCCUGGAACUGCUGUGUUGAGAGCUGGCAAGACGUUGGGCAAGAAUUCUCAGGUCCUUUUUGAUGAAGAGGAGGACCAACCAACACCUCAACCAACACCCCAACCAAAGCCAACAAUUAAGAACAAACAGAGCAACAAGCCUGACUCAGAGGAGAUGAAGCCUGCCCAGAAUGCGAGUGAAUUGCAGCAGCAGGAGAAAGAUGUGACUUUGGUUGAUUUAGUCCUCCCCAGCUCUAAUGAGUCUUUGGUGGUGAAGGUGGUUGAUUUAGUCCUCCCCAGCUCUAAUGAGUCUUUGGUGGUAGCUAAGGCCUCAAAGACCACCACCACAACUAUUGCUGCUGCUGAUGCCAAUGGUGUUCCCUCAGACGCUACUAAUGGUGAACAGGAUCCUGGUUGUCAUGCUAAGGUUACGGAAACGUCUCACGUCGAACAGGAGUCGAAAACACCACCUUGCAUAGAAAACAAGACAAAGACACCUCCCUUAAGAAUAGAAACCCGUAAUGACUUUUCAGGCUUUGAUCCAGGCAGUGACGCAAAGUCUUCAAAUCGACAAACCAGCACAACGAUGGAAAAGUCUGAGGGAAUUAAAAAAUGCACUCGUAAAAGCCUCUCUAGAAACGAGUCGGCCACCAAUAGCACACGGGUAGGAAAGAGAGCAAGGGGAGCCAAGAAGCAAGCCUCCAGAAGACCCUCUCAGAAGAAAUCAGUCAAGGGGAACAAGAAGGACAAGGAAGGAACUACAAAGGAUGCCAAAACAAGUACUAUGGCUGUAAUCCCCAACAGGACUCUAGGUGAAGCUGUCCCAACACAUAUUGAGCAAGAGAACGUCAAGGAAGCAGAUCUUGAUGAUGCCGAGACAAGUAUUGCCAAGGUGAAUGAAGCGGAGGCUGUGCAGAUUGACCCAGGCAUCACUGCAGACCCAACACUUACUGCACAAGAGAACAGGAAGGCACUGGAAGCAGAUCAUGAUAUUAUCGAGCUGAGCAUUGUUGAGGUGAAUGAGGCAGAGGCUGUGCAGAUCGACCUAGGCAGCGCUGACCUUAUCAUAUCACAAUCUCCAGAAGUUGAGCCUCACCUUGAGCCGCUAAGCCAUGCACAGAAUAAAGAGUACACUGCAAAACCAGUUAUAAGCCAUGCUCGUGACACAUCAGAUGGUACUAAGCCAAUUGAAACAGGCUCUCAGGAAGUUAAACUCAACACUUUCGAUCCAGUAAGCCAUGGAGGUGACAAACAUGAGCACACAGAUGCAAGUCCAGCAGCCACAGCACACAGUGAAAUGAGACCUGAAACACACACUGAAGACAACGUGUAUUCUGGCCUUGCUUUGAUGAACGAGUCGCCAUUACCUUCAGGACAAGUGUAUGAUGAGGAGCUCUUUCAUUCAGACUCCACUGCUGAGGAAACACAGGAUACAACACAGCCUUUUAUUGAACCAGUAGUAACACCAGCACCAGCACCAACCCCCUCACCAUCACCUCAAGACAGGACUGUUCCCAAGGAUGUGGAUGAUCAACGCACUUCUCCCACUCCACUGGAAACUACACACACAGGACUAUCUACACAUAAAUCUAUACCACAAACAGCACUGCCACCCUCGCUGCAGGUAGAAAAAACUACUGCCAAUGACUCCCAAGAUUUUAAGCCAGUGCACAUGUUGAAGAAAUUAAGUAUGUCCCCUACCUUUAAUUUGUUGAUGGUAAAAGUGAAAGACGACCCUCACUACAAAGACACUAGUGGUGAGGCAGAGUGUGAUGACCCUCAGGCAGCUUCUGGAGGAGGAAAGGAGAGACUUGAUAGGGAGAGGGAUACACAGGGAGAAGAGAAUGUACACAAUACUUCCAUAGCAUCUAAGGUAGUACAACAAAGAACAAAGAAGGUGAGAUCUCUUAAAUACAAGCUGGUAGAAGAGUGUGCAGACGAGACUAAUAGUAAAUCAGUCACCGGUGGUCUGAAUGAAGAUAGUAAUGCUUCAAAAAAUUAUGACCCACACGUACUUGAGGACACAAAGAGAUCCAGGGAGAAGUCAUUCACCAAAAUGCCUAAAAAUCCUCUACUAGACCAACAAGAGCAGCAUGCAAGGAAACAAACACCAUACAUAAAUAACAGAGGUAGAAAACUUGCCACUGGAAAUACAAGUGUGAAGGAACAGCAAGUGUCCCAUCCUGCACUGAUCACCCAGAGACCAACAUCACUGAACACCAGCAACAGUUCGACCACUCACAGGAUCAGGAAUAAACGCAAACUGUUUGACCCCACAGCCCAGGCCAGUGUGGUGUUGAAUCAGCCCCACAUGGAGGAGAGAAAAACGACACUUGAAACUAACCACAAGACCAACACCUCACUUAUUGACUCACUCCAGCAUGAUGUGAAUAAGAUGACAGACAGAACACACACAACCAAGACACAAAGCCCCGGGAAAAAGCGCAGAGUCUCAAGGAGCAACAGUAAUAGCCGAAGAUCCAGAGGAGGUAGAGGGAAGCGGAAGAGUCUGCCACCUCCUAGAAGAGCAAGUGGGUUCCUGGAGGAGUCUGGGAUAGAGGAUGAUCCGCAUUCCAUCUACUCAGACCUUGACUCGAACCCUGAGGAGGAGGUGGAUUCCUGGUUCAUGCUCAGGAUUGAGAAAAUCAAGCACCAGAGAACUUACAGCAACGCCUCCACCAGAAACCUCUCAUUCAAGGAAGACAGGAACCACACACUGAAGAGAAAAAAAUAUAACACAAAGGAAGACAGUAAUCGUUCCCCAAACACAUCAGACAUUGGGGAUCUCUCUGAUGAUAGACUUAGUAAUCUAUCAAAGAGUCCCUUAAGUUUUACUACUACUAAAGACACUGCAAGGAAUGUCCACAACCACUCCUUAUCAGAUAGAAGUGCCAAAAGGAAUAGAAUAGUGUCCCCUCCUCCAGUGUUGAAAAGCACCUCCAUCUCAGAGCAAAGCCAGACAAGCAGUCAUGACGAGUGGGAACCGUCAUCCGCCAAGAAAAAGAAGUCAAAGAAGGAAGACGCCAGCCUCACCAGGAGCAGGAAGUGGUCUGGAAGGAAGCAGGUCUCGAAAGAUGGUACCUCUCUGGUGGAUGAUUCACAGUUACUAACGGACUCCAGAACUUUCACCAGUGCUGUUCUGGCAGACUACUCAGCCCUGCAUGAAUCCUCUGCUGAAACACUCCGCCACACAAGCAGAAGCUCGGUGGAGUCUGGUACGUCAAAUUUCACGAACUUCAAACUUGCUGCAGCCAAAGGGAAAGGAACGAGAAUGGAAAAUGCAAUAGAAGGUGAGGUGGAUGCCAGGUGUCCUUCACCGUUACCUCGCCCAUCUCAGCCAUUUAUCACCGAACCUCAGAAACCAGCGCCACAGGUGUCCCCACAGGUGCAGGAGAGCCCAGUCACUCCAAUAUCUACACCUGUGCUGUUCCUCGAGUCACCGGCAUUUCAUGUGUUGUCACAGCCACCUCAGGACUCGCCUGGCCAGGACCUAGAGCUGAGCAUCCGUCCUGCAACUCACAAUGACCACUAUGACGCAGAAAUACAAGACAACCAAAUGCCACCCACACACCUCGCCACCAACUCAGUCCCCAAAACCACCGAGAUGGUAACAACUUCACCAGCACCAGCAUCAACUCAGCCAUUUAGAGUAGAAAGCACUCCACAGUCACCACAGCACCCAUCCCAUCUUAGCACCAUAGACAUAAGCAUUAUCCCAGGAUCGGACACACAGGCACCUACAUCAGGGCCUCUACAGAGCACACUGCUUGACAGCCCCCUCAACAAGUCCACAAGCCCUGCACCAAAAUUCAGCUAUGUUGCGGAAGCUGAGGCGUCCUACAUCGAGAAAAAACAAGUUGUCAGAGGCCAAGAUUCAACCUCCCAUAAAUCACUGUCCAGUGAUCCAGUCAAGGCUGAGCUCAGGUACGACAAGGACCAGACAUCCCUAGUCACCAUCACAACCACUGCAGAAAUUCACCAGGCAGAUGCAGCAGUAGGUGAGCUAAUGGACCACUCGGGUACCACUACACCAGAGAAGAACCAGCAGAUUGAAACCCCAUCUCCUCCAUCAGAAGCAUUAAAGAGUGAAGUGAGGGAGCAGGAGAGGCCUCAGACAAACCCACCACGCAUCCAGCCCUCACUUAUCCAGCCCGUCGCCCCCAGAGCCAAGGUUACUCCACAGUCUGCCAUCUCAAGUUUCAGCAGCAGGAUGUACAGGCAGCUCGUCCAGCCACAGCAGACACCUGUAUCAAGACACGAGUCACCAGUCCAUCCACAGUCCAGGAACCUCUUUGGAACUGUGAGAGGAGAGGCAGCAGCUAGUGAGGAGAGGAGGAACCAUGGUGCACGCAAGAUGGAGAUGAUUACAGCCUUGUUGGCAGUACAGGCUGAUUUAGAGAGCUUUUCUUGUUCCAUUUCCAGACUCGCCCACGCACUUGGCACUGUAAUGACACUCUUUGUGGAGCACUGGAGUGAUGCAGAGGCCCAGUAGCUGACCCUGAUUGGGAGUUUAUGAUCCCAAUAGCUGCUCCUGAUUGACAGUCUAUUAUCUGGAAC